GUACAAGACACAGCUGGCGGGCUGCCUGCUGAGGUAAUUCGUCCACCCCUCCAAAUCGACCGAUUCACUCUCCCCCCUUCCUCCCAAACUUCGUAGGCAAUCUAUUACCUACCUUACCCAGCCUCAGAGCCUGAUAGGACGAAAGCUGCAUAGAUACAUACACUAUACAGAAUCACUCAUCACUCACCCAAGCAAGCCUCCAACUGCUUUGAGCUGAACUCCAAACACACCCCUCCCUCCUCUGCUUCCUUCCCCCUUGUACUUGACUUGACAAGCUGCAGGACAAGGAAGAGUCAUCCAGCAUCCCGUGCGAAACUUCUUGCAGCAGGUGGCGAAUCACAGCACUGCUUCGCUGUUUUUGCUUACACUCACUUCAGUUCCAUUUGGAGAGAAGUGGCCUAUUAGUCACCCGCCAGGGCCAAUUAGUUGCCGAAUCAUCAUCCUCCUCAUCCUUGCCAGCCACCAUCAUCACCAAAGCGUGCCUUGAAAAACCUCCCUUCUUUUCUCAGGCUGUUACCUCACCUUGGGACUCUUGGCCAGUAUUUACAACUAUAUACAAACAAGCUUGCUCUCUCUCCAUCUCCCCCCCCCCCCCCCCAUCCCUCAUUCACUCAGUUCUUUCAUCUGGCUUUACCUUUCUGUCCAUAGCACUUUUGAUACCCCCUUCCCCCGUCACUUCCCUUCACAUCACCACCCAUCAUGCCUGUCGUCACACCUGAUAAGUUGGCAAGCCUGCAAAGGCACGCCUCCGAUGUACGGAAUAUCUGCAUCCUGGCCCAUGUUGACCAUGGCAAGACGUCCCUGACAGACGCCCUCCUCGCAACAAACGGCAUCAUCUCCCCCAAGCUCGCUGGCAAGAUCCGCUACCUCGACUCGCGGCCCGACGAGCAGCUGCGCGGCAUCACCAUGGAGUCCUCUGCCAUCUCCCUCUACUUCUCCAUGCUGCGCCGUUCCGCCCCGGACGCCGAGCCUGAGGCGAAGGAGUACCUCAUCAACCUCAUCGACUCGCCCGGUCACAUCGACUUCAGCAGUGAGGUCUCCACCGCCUCACGCCUAUGUGACGGCGCCGUCGUCCUGGUCGACGCUGUCGAAGGUGUCUGCAGCCAGACCGUCACCGUCUUGCGGCAGAGCUGGACCGAGAAGCUGAAGCCCCUGCUUGUCAUUAAUAAGAUCGACCGCCUCGUCACCGAGCUCAAAAUGUCCCCCGCCGAGGCCUACACCCACCUCAGCAAGAUCCUCGAGCAGGUCAACGCCGUCUUGGGCAGUUUCUUCCAGGGCGAGCGCAUGGAAGAGGACCUUAACUGGCGCGAGCGCAUGGAGGAGCGCGUCCAGGCCGCCGCCGCGAGAGAGGCCGACGCCGAUGCGACAACCGAAUCGGGCGAGCUUCAGUUCCAGGAGCGGGACGACGAGGACCUGUACUUCGCGCCCGAAAAGAACAACGUCAUUUUCAGCAGCGCCAUCGAUGGAUGGGCCUUUACUGUACGGCAGUUUGCGAGCUUGUACGAGAAGAAGCUCGGCAUUAAGAGGGGCACGAUGGAAAAGGUGCUCUGGGGGAGCUUCUACCUCGACCCCAAGACCAAGAAGAUCCUGGGCCAGAAGCAUCUCAAGGGGAGGAAUCUGAAGCCCAUGUUCGUCCAGCUGGUUUUGGAGCCCAUCUGGACCGUCUACCAGGCCACCGUCGGCGGCGACCAGGGAAGGGGCGACCCGGCCUUGCUGGAGAAGAUCACAAAGUCCCUCGGCCUCACCAUCCCCCCUCACAUCAUGCGCUCCCGGGACCCGCGGCUGCUCCUGACGACCGUCUUCUCGUCCUGGCUGCCGCUGUCGACGGCGAUGCUAGUCUCCGUCAUCGAAUCCCUGCCAUCUCCCCCGGUUGCACAGGCCGAGAGGCUGCCCGAGAUGCUCGAAAGCGUCCCCGGCGCUGACUCGGUCGACGAGCAGAUCAAGGAUGCUAUGGUCUCCUUCAAGACCGGCCCGUCCGACCCCGUCGUGGCGUACGUCAGCAAGAUGGUCUCGGUCCCCGAAAGCGAGCUGCCUCAUAAGAAACGCAAGCCCGGUCAGCUGACGCCCGACGAGGCGAGAGAGCUUGCGCGCAAGAAGCGAGCCGAAGCGGCUCGCGCCCAGGCCGCGGCGCCGUCCGCGGCCGCCAACGGCAUCGACGACCUCACGACGGCCCUUGAGGAGGUCGACCUGGACGGCUACGCCCCCGAACACGAGGAAAAGGAGGUCGACCCGGAGCACCUCAUCGGGUUCGCGCGCAUGUACUCGGGCACCCUCUCCGUCGGCGACCCGCUCUGGGUCAUCCCGCCCAAGUGGUCGCCCGCGAACCCCAACGCGUCGCCGCAGCCGAAGCAGAUCACCGUCACGGCGCUCUACAUGCUCAUGGGCCGCAACCUCGAGAGCCUCGAGUCUGUCCCCGCGGGCGUCGUCUUCGGCAUCGGCGGCCUUGAGGGCCACCUUCUCAAGAACGGCACAUUGUGCAGCCGGCUCGAGGGCGCCGUCAACCUUGCCGGCAUCGCCACCCUCGGCAAGCCCAUCGUCCGCGUCGCCCUCGAGCCCGUCAACCCGGCCGACCUGGACAAGAUGAUUCACGGCCUGCGCCUGCUCGUCCAGUCCGACCCGUGCGCCGAGUACGAGCAGUUCGGCAGCGGCGAGCACGUCCUCCUGACCGCCGGCGAGCUGCACCUCGAGCGCUGCCUGACGGAUCUGAAGGAGCGCUUCGCCCGCUGCGACAUCCAGGCUGGUGCCCCCAUCGUCCCCUACCGCGAGACCAUCGUCCGCGCUGACGAGAUGCGGCCCCCGGCCAACAAGGACCUCGGCCGCGGUGUCGUCGUCGGCACCACCUCCUCCAAGCAGGUCUCCAUUCGUCUGCAGGUCCGCCCCUUGCCCGCCGACGCCACCGACUUCCUCCUGAAGAACGGCGAUGUCAUCAAGCGCAUGUACUCGGACCGCACCGCCGCCUCCCAGGGCGGGGACUCGACGCCCGCGGCUGAGGCUACGUCCGAGUCCGCGACCGCCGGCGCCGAGGAGAAGAUCGAUAUCGACACGGACGUGACGGCCGCAGCCAAGAUCAUGUCCCUCGACGACUUCAGAAGCGGCCUGCAGUCGGCCCUCGAAUCCACCCGCGGCGGCCGCGAGCACUUCAAGUCCGCCGUCGACCGCAUCGCCGCCUUCGGCCCCCGCCGCACGGGUCCCAACCUCCUCAUCGACUCGACCAAGGAGGGCCUCCUCACCAAGCUCUUCUCCCCGUUCGCCGAGCGCGAAGGAUCCGCGGCGCCGCAGGCCGACGAGGCCCUCCGCCCCGUCCACGUUGCCGACAAGAUCCCCUACGCCUUCCAGCUUGCGACUGCCCAGGGCCCGCUCUGCCACGAGCCCGUCCAGGGUAUUGCCGUCUUCAUCGAGGACGUCGUCAUCAACGCCGCAGAGGACGACGAGCCCGCCUCGGCCCCGACUGCGCGCGACCGCCUCCCCCGCCUCACGGGCGAAGUCAUCAAGACCGUCACGGCCUCCCUGCGCGCCGGCAUGCUCGACUGGUCGCCGCGGCUGAUGCUGGCGCUGUACACGGUCGAGAUCCAGGCAUCGACCGAGGUCCUCGGCCGCGUCUACGACGUGCUCACGCGCCGCCGCGGCCGCGUCCUUGCCGAGGCCAUGAAGGAGGGCACGCCCUUCUUCACGAUCCAGGCCGUGCUUCCCGUCGCCGAGUCCUUUGGCUUCGCCGACGAGAUGCGCAAGCGCACGAGCGGCGCCGCGCAGCCCCAGCUCAUCUUCGCCGGCUACGAGGUCCUCGACGAGGACCCAUUCUGGGUGCCCUUCACCGAGGACGACCUGGAGGACCUCGGCGAGCUGGCCGACAAGGAGAACGUCGCCAAGCGGUACAUGGACGGCGUGCGGAGGAAGAAGGGCCUGUUGGUCGAGGGGAGGAACGUGGCGAGGGAUGCCGAAAAGCAGAAAACGCUGAAGAGGUAGCGAUGUUGUCGUGAAGAGAGGGAGACCAGGCGGCGGGGAAAAGAAAUGAUUAGGAAAGUAGACGUAGACUACGUUCAACGAGAGAUUGAAGCGAUGAAACCUUAACAACGAAACAUUUGUUCUGUCGAAAGUUCAGUUUUACCCUGGUUCAAUGUUGAGACUCCCGCGUCGUCGAUAGAAAUACCUCUCAACGGAUAAAAAACAAAUACACGCAUAUUUUCUUCUUCACAGAUAACAUCUCAUGAAGCACAAUACAUUGUUUGUACUUUGUAUUUCAUUCCGUUUGCCUGUCAUUGUCUAUCUAGCAUCUCAUGGACGGACCGAACCACACACCCAACCGCCAACGGCACGCCCAACACACCGCCCAACACACCGCCUUACCAGUCUCACCCUCCGUUCUUUCCAUUCGGUCCAUUUUCCAGUCCAUCGCCAUCAAUCAUUC
This is a messenger RNA of Colletotrichum destructivum, 4405 nucleotides long. RefSeq names its product Putative small GTP-binding protein. Bases 700 to 3963 code for a protein of 1087 amino acids. Gene Ontology annotation, molecular function: GTPase activity; ribosome binding; GTP binding. The transcript is spliced from 2 exons. Gene Ontology annotation, biological process: cytosolic ribosome assembly. The record is from RefSeq and is a predicted model, not a curated record. Gene Ontology annotation, cellular component: ribonucleoprotein complex; cytosol. Lineage: Eukaryota; Fungi; Ascomycota; Sordariomycetes; Glomerellales; Glomerellaceae.